CAUGAAUGUUUACCGUGAAGCUUUGUCAUCCCAUGCCAAGGCAUACACUACUUGCAACGAAGCAGGAGCCUCCCGAUUCCACAUGCAGCGCACAUGUUGAUGUUUGCUUGUGACUUCGGCCCGCACCAUACAACAUAGUUGAAGCAUGCAUGGUUGCCAUGAAAUGCGAACAAGAGACAGGGUUGCAUGCAGGAUUCCUGAGCACAAUUCACAGACGCCAACGUGACAAAGUAAGUUUGACUGAUGAUCAAAGAGUCUCCUGGCCCCGGGUUCUUCCAGACAUGAUUUGCUUGUUUUUGUGGUUGCUGCCGGCCAGGGUGAUCCUCACUCUGCAGCUUCUGUGGAUGUUCCCAAUACUUUGGUUUAGUGAGGAUUUGCUGAUAGCUGUUGGGCAGCACAAGGAUGUUGCAAGGCAUGCGUGCUCAUACAAUCGGGCUGCCGCCUUUGGCUUGUUUUUCCUUUUCCAGCACCAGAACACACUGAGCUUCAUGCGGAACAAGAACAUGCCCAAUGCGGCCGCAUGGAUCGCUGGUGUGACUAGUACUUUGCACAUCGCAUGGGCCGUCUUGUUCAUCGUGGUCUGCGACUUAGGGAAUGAAGGUGCCGGACUGGCAAACUUCACCACUUGGACUUUGCAGUGCCUCUCAGGCGCAGUGGUUCUCGUUUGCAAGUCCUCCAGCUUGGGUGGCAACGCUUGGAAAUUGCUUGGAGUUCAGAAGGAAGGCUUUCAAGGAUGGAGGACGUUUCUUGCGAUUGGUAUCCCUGGCACGCUGCAGAUGUGUGGUGAAUGGUGGUUUUGGGAGAUUUGCGCCUUGAUCAUCGGCUUCUUGGGACCUACGCCUUUGGCUGGGCAUGUUACAACAAUCAAUUUGGUGGCCUUGCUUUUCAUGCCCACUGUGGCGCUGUCCAAUGCAGCUUCAACAGUUGUCGGAAACAGCAUCGGUGAAAUGCGCCCGAAAAAGAGCCGUCAGGCUGCUUGGACAGCCACUGGCAUGGAUUUUCUCCUGUGGACGGUUCUAGCGAUCAUUCUUUUGACGGGUGUCAAGUACGUUGUGGUACUCCUCACGGCUGACCCAGAUGUGCAAGCUAUCACAGUGCAACUCAUCAAGAUCUACUGUGUGGCCGGGUAUUUCGACAACAUCCAGAACGUCAUUGGUGGCGCCUUGCGUGGAGUCGGCAUCAAUAAAUUGCCUGCCGCAGUUUAUUUGGUUUGCUACUACUUGAUCAUGCUUCCAUUGGGCUGCUACAUGGUGUGGCCGCUCAAAAUGGAUGUGUAUGGCAUGUGGUGGUCGAUGGUUGUUGGCACCGGCUUGGCAACUUGUGCCCUUGCCAUCAUCCUCUACCGCGUGGACUGGGACAUGAAGGCCACCGAGUCCGAAGAGCGCCGUCUAAAAGACGGAAUGACCUCCCAAGCUGGCAGCUAGUGGAAGCGGUUGACAGUUGCUCCACAUUUUGCUUCCGCCAAAUACUGUGCCAGAAACUGGUGAAUUUUGCGGAGCAGUCGAGGAGCAUGUUGCACAUCAAAUCCAGCUAAGACACGUUUUGGAUCUAUUUGCAGGUAGACCUUGGAGAGUACCAUGAUGUCAUCGCUGUUAUGUUUUUGACCUUCGAUCAUGUUGUCCAGUGGGUGUCCUUGAUCCAUCGAAGAAGGACCAGGACCACCCUGGAUGCGAGCUCUUAAAAGCGACCACAAGGUUGCGCACGCAGCCAUUCCAAAAAUGAAGUCUGUCAGAUGUGGAUCAGUAAUCCAACGCUCGAAUACUGGGCUCCUAGAGGACUUUUGCCGACAUGAGGUUUGUGGGAUUGCAAUUGCUUUGGUCUUACCUUGUUUGACUGCAUGCUUCUUCAGAUCAAUUUGCGGUCAUCUCGGCUUUAUUGCUUGGUAAUGGCCUCAUAGCGAUCAGUGCGACACACAUGCCUCGCGACCAGCUCAUGGCUCAGCGCUGUAGCUGACCGCGGAGCAUUGGCCAAAGUCGCCCUGCCUUGCGAGAUGGCUUGUCAGAGCUUGACCUGCCUGGCCUAGGAUGCAGAUAGAUGCGGUGAUGACAACGGUCGUUCGAGUCGUUGGGAGCUCCGGACCCGGACCACCUAGGCCAUGCGGCAACCGGCGGCGAUGGUGUGUGUGUCACAGGUCGAAUCCACGUCAGUGCUGCAUAGAAGAGGGA
Molecule: messenger RNA, 2165 nt
Organism: Durusdinium trenchii
Lineage: Eukaryota; Dinophyceae; Suessiales; Symbiodiniaceae
Source: the annotation of a GenBank genome assembly